Spirodela intermedia is the source of this 2701-nucleotide messenger RNA. The record is from the annotation of a GenBank genome assembly. NCBI's taxonomy places the organism in Eukaryota, Viridiplantae, Streptophyta, Magnoliopsida, Alismatales, Araceae.
AUGGUGUAUAAAGCCGGAUUUACGUAAAAUUCAGUUUCCUUCUCCCGAUUUUUCUUCCUUACCGACGCACUCAUUAUUCGAAUUCAUUAUUCGUUGGAAAUCCGUCAUUUGAUCACUUAUCUCGCAGAUACAUGUGACAAAACAAAAAAAGGGAAAAUACUACGGCUAAGUGCGUGGCGUUCUUUUCUUUCUUGCGGGUUUUUUUCUUCAUUUUUUUCGUCGAUUAGUCUGAAUCUCAGUACAUCUUGUAAGCGACUUUAGGGAGAGUUUUAUUCCAACUUGAUGGAAUUAUAUUUUAUGCACGUAGCUUUAGCAGAUCAAUGAUCACGGUAAUUACGUUCUCAGAAGUUUACUUUGAUCAUGUAAUUUUACGUAGGCACAAAACAACCCCUUCUCUGUAAUGCCGCAACCACUUUCAUGCUGAGGGUCUUGCCCAAAAAUAUGUCACCAUCAUCCAUAGCCGUAUUGUCUCUACUUAUAUGUCCUGAGCUUCUUCCUUCCUUCUUACGAUUCUCUGAUUUGUCAAAAGAAGGGACGGGCUGAACUGCUAUCGGCCGUCUAGACCCUAAAUACAUCGCAGUCUUGCAAACAUUUGGAGUAAAAAAAAUGAUUUUACAUCUCAGCAAGCAGACGGCGACUUACAGCACGAUGCGGCAGAGAGUGCGACAGCAACUAAAUGUCUGAUAGCACAUGCAUUGCCCAAGGCAGCCGGAGAGAACCUGAAUGAGGUAGCACAAAGUCAAACAGCGGACGAAUUGCCAAAAGCUUCCGCUGAGAGUUCGAGUGACAAAGCUCACUGUCAAACAGCGUAUGAAUCGCCAAAGAGUGUUGCAGAGAUGCAGAAGCUGGAAGUUGCCGAUCGUCGAACAGCGGUGGAGUCACUUGAGGCGAUCGCAGAAGCACAGAAGCCGGAAGCAGUUCAAAACAGAGAAGCCGUUGGAUUUCUCGAGGGUGGAGAGGAGACGCAGAAGCUGGAAGUGGCCGAUCGUCAAACACCGGUGGAGUCACUUGAGGCGGUCGCAGAAGCACAGAAGCUGGAACUAGUUCAAAACAGAAAAGCCGUUGGAUCUCUCGAGGGUGGAGAGGAGACGCAGAAGCUGGAAGUGACCGAUCGUCAAACACCGGUGGAGUCACUUGAGGCGGUCGCAGAAGCUCAGAAGCUGGAACCAGUUCAAAACAGAGAAGCCGUUGGAUCUCUCGAGGGUGGAGAGGAGACGCAGAAGCUGGAAGUGGCCGAUCGUCAAACACCGGUGGAGUCACUUGAGGCGGCCGCAGAAGCUCAGAAGCUGGAACCAGUUCAAAACAGAGAAGCCGUUGGAUUUCUCGAGGGUGGAGGGGAGACGCAGAAGCUGGAAGUGGCCGAUCGUCAAACACCGGUGGAGUCACUUGAGGCGGUCGCAGAAGCUCAGAAGCUGGAACCAGUUCAAAACAGAGAAGCCGUUGGAUCUCUCGAGGGUGGAGGGGAGACGCAGAAGCUGGAAGUGGCCGAUCGUCAAACACCGGUGGAGUCACUUGAGGCGGUCGCAGAAGCUCAGAAGCUGGAACCAGUUCAAAACCCUGGAUCUCCCGAGGGUGGAGGGGAGACGAUCGCAAUGCCCGAGGCCAUCCCAGUCCAGGCUAAAUCCCCGAGUGAGAUUGCACGCUCCUCUCUUAAUAAUCAGUCUCGAGACAUCUUUUUAAAAGUCUUAACAUAUUUUGCCCUGUCUACCAGAUCUGCCCAAGACUGUUCAGGUGAAGUUUACGCUGCAGAAGUCAUGCCGGUUUGGCGAGCAAUUCCUCCUUCUUGGAGCGGGCACCAGCCUUGGUCAGUGGGACGUCGCCAACGCCAUACCAUUGGAAUGGUCGGAUGGCCAUGUGUGGAUAACCGAGAUGGUAACUCACCCUUCACUCUCAUAUUUGCAAACGGAAGUGUACUGCCGCCCGACAAGCUGAUGAUAUUCGGUGUCCUGUUUUGCAUCAGGGGUUGCCGGUGGAGGAAGAGAUAAAGUUCAAGUUUGUGCGUCGAGAGCUAUCUGGGAAGCUCGCAUGGCAACCGGGUCCUGACAGAAUCUUGCGGACCUGGGAAACCACGAACACAAUCAUCGUUGCAGGAGAGUGGGAGAAUGCGGACGACCAAAAGAUAAAAGAGGAGGAACCAUCUGCCAUACCGGCGCCGGGUGAAUUCUCUGAAGAGCGCGAUGAUGAUGUCGUUAGAAAUGGGGAAGUUUUGAUCGCUGCACCCGAUCGCUGGAGCAAGUAGCCAGUGGGGUAGCGGGCGGCCUGUCCGGAGAGUUUACCUUCGGUUGAGUAGAGCUAAGUGUUGGAUGGGGUGUGCAAUGUUUCUUCUUUGUUUGUAUGUGCCCAGUGUGGUAACCUCUACUUGUCCGCUCAGAGCACGCUGUGAGAUGAGGGAGUGACUUUCGAAGCUAGUAGUGGAUGCCUUUCUUUGCCGUCCCUGAUUAUCAGUUCCGUCGGCAACCCUCUUAUUGUCUCCACGUGGACAAUCAGAGGAGAGAUUUGUACUCUCCCUCCUCACGGUUCCAUAUUUUGUACGUACGUACACACACACACACACACAUGUAUGUAUCUAUAUAUGCAUGUCAAUAUCCCGGCUUGGGCCUGGCUUGAACUAGAAUCUGGCGUCAACAGAAUCCCCAGGUUAAUGCUGCCAGGGCCGCUGCUCGCCGCUGCUGUCGUCGGAUCUCUCACAAACAAGGCAUAA